Messenger RNA from Cyphellophora attinorum, 555 nucleotides. RefSeq lists its product as uncharacterized. Gene Ontology annotation, cellular component: mitochondrial large ribosomal subunit. The transcript is spliced from 2 exons. Bases 1 to 555 code for a protein of 184 amino acids. NCBI's taxonomy places the organism in Eukaryota, Fungi, Ascomycota, Eurotiomycetes, Chaetothyriales, Cyphellophoraceae. The record is from RefSeq and is a predicted model, not a curated record. Gene Ontology annotation, molecular function: translation release factor activity. Gene Ontology annotation, biological process: mitochondrial translational termination.
AUGCGGCUCUGGACAACUGGUACCUUCAGACUACUGCAGCGGCCUACGCCACGAUGUUACUCGACAGGCGCCGAGAUAUCUGAAGAAGACCUGAGCAAAGCGCGAGAGUGGUACCGCACCUUCUCCCAAGAUCCCGCGGCGGUAACAGACAGCCUUGGUGAGUUGACGUACUCGAGAUCGAGUGGUCCAGGAGGUCAAAAUGUCAAUAAGGUCAAUUCCAAGGCUCAAUUACGAGUACCAGUAGGGCAGCUACUCUCACGACUACCGACUGCUCUGCAUGCCAGCAUUCGGACAGGCCGCUAUUACGCGCAAAAGAGUGACUCGCUUCUGAUCCAGUCAGAUGAGAGCAGAAAACAGAGCGAGAACAAGCAGAAUUGCUUCCGCAGACUGUCAGAACUGAUUGACGAUGAAUUCAAGAAGAUCGUGCCGGCCGAAACCUCGAAAUCACAAGCAGUGAAAGUCAAGAAAUUGCAGAGAUCAGAGAACGAAGCUCGACUGAGGAUGAAGAAGCUGCAGUCUUCCAAGAAGGCUGCAAGGUCGAAGAGCUUCGAUUGA